Monoraphidium neglectum is the source of this 267-nucleotide messenger RNA. RefSeq lists its product as hypothetical. The transcript has 5 exons. The coding region runs from base 1 to 267 and encodes 88 amino acids. The record is from RefSeq and is a predicted model, not a curated record. NCBI's taxonomy places the organism in Eukaryota, Viridiplantae, Chlorophyta, Chlorophyceae, Sphaeropleales, Selenastraceae.
AUGCGAUCUGGCCCAUUCGCAGUCGGGACGGUCGGCGAGGCCUAUGCCGGCGGUGGCGAGGAAGCCCAGGACUCUCAGUCGAAGCUGGGAGCUGCAGAGGGCAGCACCGGCUCCGCGAAGAUGGACGUGAACGAGCUCAAGCAGGCUCGCGAGUCGGUGCAGGCCACCAUGGACGCCGACAGUGCUCCUGGGUGGGUGGACCGUUUCAGCGGCGAGGCGCGCAAGGGCUCGGACAUUCUGGUGCAGAGAGUGCAAAAGUCGGGGUAG